Messenger RNA from Acytostelium subglobosum LB1, 159 nucleotides. RefSeq lists its product as hypothetical. The record is from RefSeq and is a predicted model, not a curated record. The annotation marks the transcript as partial. The transcript has a single exon. Lineage: Eukaryota; Evosea; Eumycetozoa; Acytosteliales; Acytosteliaceae.
UCACAAAUAAUUGCAGGGCACUUAAUCAAAGAUUUUAUCACCAUUUUAUUUAAACUCGAGUCGGCAACUCUAAAGAGACAAAUAACGAAGAAGUUCCAAAUAUGGAAAUUAAUACCCCACAUACACCAACAACAAUGCAGACAUCAACCACAUACUUUC